AGACCCCGGCAACUCUAUCAAAAUGAACAAAAUUCGAUAGAAAGAAUACUUUUUGUAGAGGAAAUAGAGAGCAUCAAGAACACCCUGUAUAAAUCCUGGCAAAUAAGGCAAAGAAAAGUGGAAGAAACAUUGGCAACACAGUAAAGGAUACAUAAGGCAGUACCGAUGCAAAGGCUAUAAUACUCCCGACGACAAGUUACAGCCUCUCUUGGCGAGCAGCUCUCCUGUCUCCCAGCGGCGGCUCGCCACUCCUGUUUUCAUAAAGUGUGGCCAGUGUAGCGUGCAAAGACAGGAGUUAGAUAGGAAUGUUGCAGAAAUCAUUGGGAAGACACAGGAGAGUGACGUAAGAAGAGACAAAGCAUAACAGGAACAAGCUGUGCAGGACUAGCCGGGUGUUCUGUGGCUCUGUGCUUCCUUCACCUCACCAAGAGGCUGCACCACCACAGCGGCACAGCUCACACGGCCCCAGCACAUUUCCAAGACAAGGAAAUAUUGCAAAGGAUCAUACCUUAAAUCAAGAUUAUGAGACAAAUCUUCAAAAUUGGUUGUCAAACCAAAACACAUUUUCUUCACUUGAGAGAGUUCUCUCUCACUUGUAGACAUGUGGCAGUGCAGCCCCAGAGGACCAUGAAUGAACUAUACAUCAGCAGAAAUACUCAUGGGGUGUUAAGACAUCCUCACCGAACACCUCUACUGAGGAAAAAUAAACAUGCUUACCUUAUUAGUAACUAUAUAGCCCAGCGAGGAAUAAGCAAGUCCAGUAAGCUAGAGAACUCCUCUACCCUGUCUCUGGAAGACGUCAAGGUGCAACAAUACCUGAGGAAACUGAGGGAGGACAACGCGGCGGCACUACAAGGGGAGGGUGACACCAGCGUACAGGUGGCUCACAGUCAGAUGUCCCUCAUGAUGCUGCUUGACCAGGUUGAAAGACUGCAGUCAGACAUAAAGGAAUUGUCUGCCUUGGCUGAGAACAAUGAAGGUGACAAAGAAAUGCAAGAUAUGGUCAGAGAAGAACUGAAGGAGAUUAAGGAGAAGCUUGUUGACCUUCAGGAGGAGGUGGGGUGGGAGCAUCACUGGUGUUGUGUGUUCUCUGCUCUUAUCCCUGAGGAGGUGAUGGAUGGCAGGAAUGUGGUGGUGGAGGUGAGUGCAGGAGUCGGAGGACAGGAGGCAAUGCUUUUCUGCCAAGAGGUGUUCAACAUGUACCUCUCGUAUGCACUACACAGAGGCUGGGAAGAGGAAGUGACUGACUAUGAAGCAACAGACAUUGGUGGACUGAGACAUGGUUCCCUUGUGCUGAGUGGUGACAGUGUGUACAGCAGCCUUAAGUACGAGGGAGGCAUCCACCGCGUCCAGAGAGUGCCCAAGACAGAGAAGGCCGGCAGAGUACACACAUCCACUGUCUCUGUUGCUGUUUUGCCUCAGCCCACAGAGAUUGAUAUACAGUUGUUAGACAAGGACCUGAAGAUUGAGACCAAGAGGGCCAGUGGGGCUGGUGGGCAACACGUCAACACCACAGACAGUGCUGUGAGAAUAAUUCACGUCCCAACAGGGUUGACAGUGGAGAGCCAGAGUGAGCGGUCACAGCAGCGGAACAAAGACCAGUGCUUGAGGAAGCUCCGAGCUCUCCUGUACCAGCAGCAGCUUGACCAAGACACUCAGAAGUACAACUCAAGUCGGAAGUUGCAGGUUGGAGCAAAGGGACGGUCCGAGAAGAUAAGGACGUACAACUUUCCCCAAGAUCGUGUCACUGAUCACAGACUUGGAGUGUCCAUGCACAACUUGGUGGAGUUCAUGAGUGGCAGCGAACAUUUCCAUGCUCUUGUCAUCCAGCUGGUGAAGGAAGGACAGAGAGAGACCCUUCAGGAGAUCAUUUGUGGCAUGAAGACCUGACCUGUCCACCUCACUGAAGUGUUUGUGCCUCAGCCAUCAUUUCUACCAGCUGCUCCAGCUGUCUCAGUCAUGAAUGUACUUUUCACAAAGUAUUCCACAUCAACUACAGUGUCUUUAUUACAUUCAUAUCUAUUAGGGCUAGGAUGGUGCCUCCUGACAGAGGACUUUGGUAGAUGCCCUUCCUAACCUCAGACCGUGGCCAGGAUUCAAACCUGUGUGCUCAAAGACCCUCUGGCCCCCAAGCCAUGCACAGCUCCACUGUACCACUACAACAGCCUUAAUUGGUGAUACAGAGGAUACAGAUCAGAAAAAAACCAUGGUGAACAAGAUAUUUUUAAAUACUUUAUUAUUUAUUGAUGAACUGAAGGCUUGUGUAUAUAAAUAUACAUCUUAAUAUAUA
Portunus trituberculatus (swimming crab) is the source of this 2290-nucleotide messenger RNA. It is a transcript of the gene mRF1, whose product is annotated as peptide chain release factor 1-like, mitochondrial. The transcript is spliced from 9 exons. Gene Ontology annotation, molecular function: translation release factor activity. Bases 523 to 1890 code for a protein of 455 amino acids. The record is from RefSeq and is a predicted model, not a curated record. Lineage: Eukaryota; Metazoa; Arthropoda; Malacostraca; Decapoda; Portunidae. Gene Ontology annotation, biological process: translational termination.